AUGCCUCGUUCAAAGCGUGCGCGCGUCGUUCACGAGUCCAAGACUGCCAAGAAAGAUCACAAGGAGCAGACCCGCCGUCUGUACGCCAACAUCCGGGAAUGCAUCGAAGAUUAUGACCAUCUUUUCGUCUUUGCGGUCGACAAUAUGCGGAACACCUAUCUGAAGGAUGUGCGCACUGAGUUCGGUGACAGCCGUGUCUUCUUCGGAAAGACCAAGGUCAUGGCUAAGGCCCUCGGCCAGAACGCCGAGAGCGAAGCCGCUCCCAACGUUCACAAGCUCACUCCUUACCUCACCGGCGCCGUCGGACUUCUGUUCACCUCGCGCACCCCGGAAUCAGUGAUUGGCUACUUUGAAAGUUUCCGCCCCCAGGACUUCGCCCGCGCUGGAACCGAAGCCACCCGCUCUUUCACCAUUCCCAACGGCCUGGUCACCGCACGUGCUGGCGAGAUCCCCGCUGAGGAUGACGAACCCAUUAGCCACACCAUUGAGCCCGCGCUCCGCAAGCUUGGUGUACCCACCCGUCUCAUCAAGGGCAAGGUUACCCUCGAGCUGACCGAGGGCCAGGAGGGUUACCCCGUUUGCCGUAAGGGCGAGACAUUGGACUCACGACAGACGACACUGAUGAAGAUGUUCGGUGUUACUUCUUCCGAGUUCAAGGUUGACCUCAAGGCUUACUGGACCCGGAGCAGUGAGGAGGUUAAGAUUCUGGAGAGCCAGGGUGACAUGGAGGUUGAUGCAUAG
This is a messenger RNA of Penicillium antarcticum, 741 nucleotides long. RefSeq names its product ribosome assembly factor MRT4. The transcript is spliced from 2 exons. The coding region runs from base 1 to 741 and encodes 246 amino acids. Gene Ontology annotation, cellular component: preribosome, large subunit precursor; nucleolus. Gene Ontology annotation, biological process: rRNA processing; ribosomal large subunit biogenesis; ribosomal large subunit assembly. Gene Ontology annotation, molecular function: RNA binding. The record is from RefSeq and is a predicted model, not a curated record. NCBI's taxonomy places the organism in Eukaryota, Fungi, Ascomycota, Eurotiomycetes, Eurotiales, Aspergillaceae.